AUGACCAAUGGUGGAGUUGAUAGGAGUGUUGAGUGCACUGGAAGCGUUCAGGCUAUGAUCUCUGCAUUUGAAUGUGUUCAUGAUGGUUGCGGGGUUACUGUACUUGUUGGAGUGCCAAACAAAGAUGAUGCGUUCAAAAGAAUCAAAACCCAUCCAAUGAACUUCUUAAACGAGAGGACUCUUAAGGGUACUUUCUAUGGUAACUACAAGCCCCGCACUAACCUUCCUCGUGUUGUGGAGAUGUACAUGAACAAGGAGCUAGAAGUGGACAAAUUUAUCACUCACUUUGUUCCUUUCUCUGAGAUGAACAAGGCUUUCGAUUACAUGUUGGCAGGACAGGGAAUCCGGUGCAUCAUCCGCAUGCAGCAUUAG
Molecule: messenger RNA, 372 nt
Organism: Argentina anserina (silverweed cinquefoil)
Lineage: Eukaryota; Viridiplantae; Streptophyta; Magnoliopsida; Rosales; Rosaceae
Product: alcohol dehydrogenase 1-like
Exons: 3
Coding region: 1-372 (123 amino acids)
Biological process (GO): formaldehyde catabolic process
Cellular component (GO): cytosol
Molecular function (GO): zinc ion binding; S-(hydroxymethyl)glutathione dehydrogenase [NAD(P)+] activity
Source: RefSeq, a predicted model, not a curated record